Molecule: messenger RNA, 2101 nt
Organism: Xenia sp. Carnegie-2017
Lineage: Eukaryota; Metazoa; Cnidaria; Anthozoa; Malacalcyonacea; Xeniidae
Product: NEDD8 ultimate buster 1-like
Exons: 14
Coding region: 643-1797 (384 amino acids)
Biological process (GO): regulation of ubiquitin-dependent protein catabolic process
Molecular function (GO): protein binding
Source: RefSeq, a predicted model, not a curated record
GCAGCUCAUUUAUUUUCUUUCUGAACAAAAUUCGUCUCCAUAUUGCUAUGCCGGCAGAGUGUACAAAAAAAUAACAAACUGAACAGUUUUGGUGUUCAGUCGUAAAUUGUGCAUUAAAUAAACAAGGUUGUGUUACAGACUAGAGAUGCAGGGGGUCUGUUGAUGAUCUGUUGUUAAUGAUGGAUUGAAUAAACAGGGAUGUAAAAGAGGCAAGGGGAUAAAUGAACAUCUAACGAGGUGUUCAGUUGUGAAUUGUGCAUUAAAUAAACAGAGUUGUGUUACAGACUAGAGAUGCAUGGGAUCUAUUGAUGAUCUCUGUUGAUAUUGAUAAAUUGAAUAAAUAGGGAUGUAAAAGAGUCAUGGGGAUUAACUUUUGUUCAUUAUGCACCUAAGAGCAAACUCUAGAAGCGCAAGGUGUUCGUCAUAACAGCGUUGUCAUGGCGAUAUUCAACCAUAGUGAAUCAGUGGAAGUAGCCAAUCAAAACAACCAAUAAACCCAGUGACGAAAACGCGGAAUGCAGCGAGUUUGCUCGCUAACAAAACACAAGGUGGGAAAAGUCCGUAUCAAGAUUAUUUACUGGAGAUAAGUGACCAAAAUGGAAAGCCUCUUCAGUUACUCGAGGAUGAACGCAAGGGCGUAGAAUGGCCGAACAAAGACAAUAUGCAGACGCCUUGCCUUUGUUUUUGGCUGCCGAAGAAGAAUUUAGGCAAUGUCGUUCUGAAGUAUUGAAUGCAGUUGAUAAUUACGCCAUACUAUGUUUGGAUGUUGUUUGGUGUUAUCUUCAACUGCAGAGCAUCAGAGAUCUACCAAAUGCAGACGAAUUGCUGAAGAAAUGUGAAAAAUGUUUGAAGAAAAGUUACGGGGAAAACCUCGAACGACUUGUCUCCUUGACGGGUGGUUUUUCUAAAGAAAAAGUCCUAUACCUUCGACUUAACCUUCUUCAAGCUAUCUCCGCUUUCCACAAGGGAGAUAUGAGACAAGCCUCGCGUCUUUUGGAUAUGGUCGAACAAGAAGUCAAUCAGUUAAAAAUAGACGAUGGAUCGCUGUCACAAAUGAUCUCUAUGGGGUUCGGUGCAUCUGAAUCAAGGCUAGCUUUGAGAUCAUGCAAUGGUGAUGUCACCGUAGCUGUUGAUUAUAUAUCGAAAAAACGGGAGGCGAAACGGAAAUUGUUGAAAGAACGAAAAGAAAAAAGAAAGAAACAUAAAAUGGCUGUGAAUUUAGGAAAAACUGCAAAUGGCGAAUGGGUGAAAAUUGAUCUGUUCAACAGAUUAUGUGAGAUGGGUUAUCGUCAGGAGUACGCUAGCGAGGCUUUACGUCAAACAAAUAACGACAUGGAUACAGCCAUUCAGAUUCUUAUCGAAAGACCUGAAUUGUUGGAGCGAGCAGUUUCCGAGAGAAGACCAAGUUUGGAAAUAUCUGAUGAGUUGAUUGCGCAGGUGACUUCCAUGGGAUUCAACGUCGACGUUUCGCGUUCAGUCUUGAAACAUUAUGGCGAUAUAAGCAAAACAAUAGGGCGAUUAUUAGAAACUUCCGGUGAACUUCCUCCCGAAUGUAAAAACACGAUCAUGAAAGAUGGAAUUGUCCCAGAUUUAGCUGACCAAAGAGGAGGAGAAAAUUCAGACUCGGACAGUGAUGACCCAGAAGUAGUUCAGAAUGCAUUGAAAGAAAUCACUUCUGCAUUCGAUGUUGAAAGCGACGAGGCUCAUUUAGAUGUGACUUUAGAAGAAGAAAUCACUUUCCUUAGACAAUACAGAGAAAUGAUAAUGACAAAGAAUCAGUGGGAGAAACGAGUAUGAGUUGAAUUUUUAUCGUUUUGAUUUGACUCUUUUUCAAAAUCAGACGCUUGGCAAAAAGGAUGAAGUGUGGUAUCUGUUCGAGUUGUCACAAGUGUAUGUUGUGUCCCUUUGUGAUUCGAUAUAGAAUUGUUAAUAAUUGUGGUGUGGCGGAUCUGGACACAUUAUGCAUGUCGUGAACAAUUUGUCGGACAUUCAACCUGGAAACAUUGAAUUUUUCUUCUUGCCAAAUUUCUUUGCUGUAUCCUUUGUAAAAAACGUAUAAACAUGCUUAAGAGUUGGUUUAAAUUAUAAGUCAAAAAAGGCA